Pyrenophora tritici-repentis Pt-1C-BFP is the source of this 1719-nucleotide messenger RNA. RefSeq names its product FF domain containing protein. NCBI's taxonomy places the organism in Eukaryota, Fungi, Ascomycota, Dothideomycetes, Pleosporales, Pleosporaceae. The record is from RefSeq and is a predicted model, not a curated record. Gene Ontology annotation, molecular function: transcription coregulator activity; RNA polymerase binding. Gene Ontology annotation, cellular component: nucleus.
AUGUCUGAUAUACCCGUUCGGCCGCCUCCGCCACCACCUCCACUUCCACCAGGAUGGACAGAACACAAGGCACCUUCAGGUCACUCCUAUUACUACAACACCGAGACGAAGAAGUCAACAUAUACUCGGCCCGUACCAGAGAUAGCGCAAUAUCAUCAGCCAACACCACCUGCCGCACCUGCUUCUUAUAGCGCAGCCCCAAACUACAGUGCCUAUCCCGAUGCGCAACCUGCGCAAAAUACCUUCCAGCCUCAACCGUCAAUCAACGACUUCAUUUUCGCAAGCGCGCCGAAACAGUUUCCGAAGCAUGGCGGAGCGCAACAGCAGGGACGCGGUGGGCAUCGUGGGGGGAUGCGCGGAGGGCAUAACAACUUCAAUGAUAGAAGGAGAGAAAAAGAUGACAGACCCAAGCAUCGCCAGGACAUUCCAAACUGUGCGCCAUGGGUAUUGGUGAAGACCAAGUUCGGACGGCGCUUUGUGUGGAACAAGGACACGAACGAGAGCUUCUGGAAAUUCCCGCCCAACGUCAUGACGGCCGUGAUCGAAUUUGAUCGAAGAGAGCGCGAGAAGAAGGAGCGUAGGGAGCGUGGCGAGCCGAGUGAUGUUGAGGAGGAUCAUGACGCCAUGGCUGAAAUUGAGGCAGAGUUGGCCGAGGCGGAAGAGGAGAUUGAGAUUGUCGAGGUAGAUGGCGAGGAGGGCAUGGAGAAUGAUGAAGAGUACGAGGAGGUCGAGGUUACGGAUGAUGAGGGCGAACAGAGUAAUGCGACAAAGCGACAGCGCACCGAAGAGCCGUCCGGCGACCAACCACAAGAAAUGGGCGACGACGACCUUGCGUGGCAACUGGCGCAAAUGGAAGAGAUGGAGAUGGGAGGUGAUUAUGACGAUCAAUACGACGACGAAGAGCCUGCAUUGUCUGAGGAGGACUGCAAGGCGCUCUUCAAGGAGCUACUGGACGACACAAAGAUAAGUCCAUUCACGCAAUGGGAUAAAAUUCUAGAAGACGGUGUAUUAUUCGACGACGAACGCUACAAGGCUCUCCCAACCAUGGCUGCAAGGAAAGAGUGUUUCAACGAGUGGUCACGCGACAAAGCCCAGUUUCUCAAGGAAGAGAAAGCUCGACAAUCGAAGCGCGACCCCCGGAUACCAUAUCUUGCCAUGUUGGAUCGUUACGCAACACCAAAGCUCUACUGGCCUGAAUUCAGGAGGAAAUACAAGAAAGAGCCAGAAAUGAGAGAUACCAAGCUCUCCGACAAGGACAAGGAGAAGCUAUACCGCGAUCACAUCAAACGUCUAGCCAUGCGAUCAUCAGAGCUCAAAUCAGACCUAUCCGCCCUCCUACGAGCACAGCCCCUUGCCCUACUCAACCGCUCAACUACUCUAGAUACUCUGCCUUCGGCUGUACUCAGCGACCUCCGCUUCAUUUCCCUUCCCCCGUCAACUCGGGACUCCCUCAUUACUACCUACAUCUCCACCCUCCCACCUGCGCCCGAAGGCGUAGUCUACUCAGCCGAAGAAGAAGCCGAACGUGCGAAGAAAUGGGCCGAAAGGGAAAGGAGAGAGAAGGCGCUUGCAGACCGCGAACGCCGUGUUAGAGAAGAAAAGAGGAAACAGGAACGUGAUUUGGAGUAUGGUAAAGGACGGUUACGCGAGGAGGAAAUGGAGAUUGAAAAGGCGAUGAAUGUGGGCAAGGAGGGGCUGAAGGCGUAUUUAAAAGAGUAG